Megalops cyprinoides (Indo-Pacific tarpon) is the source of this 2373-nucleotide messenger RNA. Its product is annotated as protein jagged-2. The record is from RefSeq and is a predicted model, not a curated record. The transcript is spliced from 14 exons. Gene Ontology annotation, cellular component: protein-containing complex; plasma membrane. Gene Ontology annotation, molecular function: calcium ion binding. NCBI's taxonomy places the organism in Eukaryota, Metazoa, Chordata, Actinopteri, Elopiformes, Megalopidae. Gene Ontology annotation, biological process: heterophilic cell-cell adhesion; Notch signaling pathway; establishment or maintenance of epithelial cell apical/basal polarity. Bases 145 to 2373 code for a protein of 742 amino acids.
AGGAAGAUAUUUGCCCAGAUUUGCGCUCUGUCAUACAAAGUCCGGCGGAAUGAAUAGAUCUCCUGAAAGCUGAGCGCGGCGGUGCCAGAGUUGGGUGAAAGGGGUAAGAAGGGUUCACCGCAACACGAGCGCGCUUGGAGGCCAAUGUCCCGCGAGGUAGAGACGGACAAGGACGAGGAGGAGGGGCAAACCUGGAAGAACAGUCGGAGGAGAGAUACUGGGAUCACUGCGAGGACAGCGAUGAGGGACCGGGAACAGGGACAGCAGUGGCCCGUGAUUUUCCUAGUCGCGCUCGCCUUGCAGUUGCAUACGGUGUGUGCAGUGGGCAUGUUCGAGCUGCAGAUCCGGCAGGUGCAGAACUCCCAGGGGCCAGCGGGAGGCCAGCGCUGCUCCUUCAGCGACCAGUGCAACACUUUCUUCCGCGCCUGCCUCAAGGAGUACCAGGCGCGGGUCUCGCCCACGGGCACCUGCACCUUCGGGACGGGCAGCACCGCCGUCCUGGGCGGGAACUCCUUCUCCCUGCGGCACCGUGGGCACGGAGGGGGCGGGGCCGGAGCUGGAGAGAGCAGCAACGGACGCAUUGUCAUUCCGUUCAAGUACGCCUGGCCGAAAUCCUUCUCCCUGGUGCUUGAGGCCCUGGACCAUGACAAUGAGACCUCAGAGCCAGGCCAGGAGGAAUUGAUAGAGAGGGUGCUGCUGUCAUCCAUGCUGAACCCAGGGGAGCAGUGGCAGACCUUCAAGCACCACGGCCGACACCUGACUCUGGAGUACCGGCUGCGCUUCCGCUGUGAUGUAAACUACUACGGCCCAUUCUGCAACAAGUUCUGCCGCGCCCGUGAUGACUUCUUUGGCCACUUUGGCUGUGACGCAGCGGGUAGCAAAGUGUGUAUGGAGGGCUGGACAGGGCCUGAGUGUCGGCAGGCGGUUUGCAGGCAGGGCUGUCACCUGGCUCACGGCUCCUGCAGCCUACCUGGAGAGUGCAAGUGUCACUAUGGCUGGCAGGGCCCUCUGUGUGACCAGUGCGUAACGUUCCCGGGCUGUGUUCAUGGCAGCUGCACUGAACCCUGGAAGUGCGUCUGUGACACCAACUGGGGCGGGCUCCUCUGUGACAAAGACCUGAAUUACUGCGGCACCCACCAGCCCUGUAAGAAUGGGGGCACCUGUGCCAACACGGAGCCCAACGAGUACCAGUGCGUGUGCCAAGAGGGCUUCCGGGGCCGCAACUGUGACAUCGUGGAGCAUGCUUGCCUAUCGGCCCCCUGUCUCAACGGAGGCACUUGCCUGGAGACUGACGUGGGUUUCAGCUGUGUCUGCGCAGAUGGCUGGACAGGACACACCUGCGCAUCUGCCGUGCAGCAGUGUGCAUCCAACCCGUGUGGCCGGGGGUCGACAUGUCAAGAUCAGCCGCAAGGGUUCCAGUGCUUGUGCGCCCCCGGGUGGACAGGCAGAACCUGCCAGCUGGAUACCAAUGAGUGUGAGGCCAGGGUGUGUGUCAACGCCCAGUCAUGCCGCAACCUGAUUGGUGGAUAUCUUUGCAACUGUCUGCCUGGCUGGACAGGGCCGAAUUGUGAUAUUGCCAACAGCAGCUGCCAGGGGAGGUGUCUGAAUGGGGGACACUGUGAGGAGACACCCUCAGGAUCCCAGUGCCACUGCUUGCCGGGUUUCUCAGGGAAGUACUGCCAGGUGGGACCCGGUGGCUGUGACAGCGCCCCCUGUCUGCACGGAGGACAGUGCGUGGAGGGGGAAGGGGAAGCUACGCUGUGCCACUGUCCACUGGGCUACACAGGGACCCACUGUGAGGUCGUGGUGGACUUAUGCAACCCCAACCCGUGCCAGCAGGGGGUGCCGUGCCGGAGCACAGAGGGAGGGUACUUGUGUGCCUGCCCUGAAGGCUACCAUGGCAAUGAGUGCAUGAGCUUCAAGGACCCGUGCCAUGGACAGCAGUGUCCAGGUGCCAUGUCAGACCCUGCAGGAGGCGGGGUCAGUCUGUACAUGCUGCUGGUGGGUGUGCUGGCGCUGGUGGCUGCGGGCGGCUGCGUGGGCUGCGUGCUGCUGCUGUCCCGGCUGCGCAGGCAGAGGCAGAAACAGCAGCUGCAGAGGGCGGGGCCAGACGAGGGCAUCAACAACCAGCGGGAGUUCGUCACCCUCAUCCGCAACCUGGACCGCACUGUGCCCCUCCUGCCGCCCCACCCCUCCUCCCCCGCCCCCCACUUCUGCGAGGAGAUCGAGCUAACGCUGCCCCCUUCCCCCGCCCCCUCCGACCCCGACCGCGCCCUCAAGCCUGCCCCUGCCCCCAAAAUGGACAUCUCCAACCGCGAGAGGGAGAAACUCAACCGCUUCCACUACCCCGACAGCCAGGAGCUGGAGGUGUGA